This is a messenger RNA of Hibiscus syriacus, 1141 nucleotides long. RefSeq names its product probable WRKY transcription factor 46. Gene Ontology annotation, molecular function: DNA-binding transcription factor activity; transcription cis-regulatory region binding. The record is from RefSeq and is a predicted model, not a curated record. The transcript is spliced from 2 exons. Bases 131 to 1081 code for a protein of 316 amino acids. Gene Ontology annotation, cellular component: nucleus. NCBI's taxonomy places the organism in Eukaryota, Viridiplantae, Streptophyta, Magnoliopsida, Malvales, Malvaceae. Gene Ontology annotation, biological process: regulation of DNA-templated transcription.
AAUAUCCUCCUUUCCUGCCCUUCUUUUUUUGUCUUACAAAAACCCUAUUUUAAACUCUCCCUUCCAUGCAUACCUUCAUCCCUUCUUGUACUUAACCAUCAUUUGGACUUUGAAUUUGAUUUUGGCUACAAUGGAUCGGGAGCUAAGGACUCUUUUGAAUGAGCUAAAAGAGGGGAAAGAGGUGACUAAUCAGCUCAUGAAGCAUCUCCAUCCUUCUUCGUCUCACCAAACACGCCAACUCUUACUUGAGAAAAUACUUUGUUCUUACGAGAAAGCUCUUUCGAUUCUGAAUUGGAAUGGUUUCGUGAUCGGAACUAAUCCCUCAGUUACCGCCAUCGAAUCAUGCCGUUCCAUCGACCGUAGCAGCCCCGGAAGCGAGGCAUCAGGUGAAAAAGAUGUGUUCAAAAAGAGGAAAACGUCGUCCGGGGUGACCGAGCAAGUUCGGGUUUGCUCCGGGUCGUCAUUAGACAAUCCUCUUGACGAUGGAUAUUGCUGGCGAAAAUAUGGGCAGAAAGCUAUUCUUGGAUCAAAUUUCCCAAGGGGAUAUUAUCGAUGCACUCAUCGUCAUUCACAAGGUUGCUUAGCCAUUAAGCAAGUUCAAAGAACAGACAGCGACCCUACGAAUUUCGAAGUUAAAUAUAGAGGGAGGCAUACUUGUAACCAAGCCUCUCAGUUCGCCGGUACGUUUAUGCCGGUGCCGGUGGAGUCUAGAGAGAAAGGGAAUCACUCCCGGAAAAGGCAGCACCAGCUUGAUGAGAAAGCAGAGGGCUUGGACAAUAGGAAGGAUGUUUUCCCUUCAUUUUCGUUCCCUUUUGAACCGGAAACAGUUAAAAAUGACUCGUUCAUCGGAGCCAUAAUGGAAAACCUUUCUCCGGCAUUUAUGUCGCCGGAGACAUCCGAAUCCAACUAUUUUUCGGUGUCAUCAUGCGACAUGGGCAGCUUUGAAUCUGAUCUUACAGAUAUAAUCUCCGGCCCGACUUCGGUUACCAAUUCACCGAUCGAAGAUCUGGAUAUCUCAUCACUUGAUAAGUUGGAAUUUGAUCAAAGCUUUCCAUUUGAUAACCCUGAAUUCUUCUCUUAAUCCUGUUUUCAAAUUUCCACCCCAUUAGAGGAGCAAUUUGUAUCCUUCCAUCCAUGUAAA